AUGGAAGUGGGCCAAGUCACAUUUGGAGAAGGAACAUUUUUAAUUGUCAAAGAUUCAGGGUCCAACAGCAUGUCUGUGCUCCAGCAGCCUUUGUCUGAGUCAGUUCAGCCAGGAGACUCUGUGACUCUGAACUGUACAAUACACACUGAGACCUGUGCAGAACACAGCGUCUAUUGGUUUCGACAAGGCUCAGGAGAAUCCCAUCCAGGAAUCAUUUACACCCAUGGAGACAGGAGUGAUCAGUGUGAGAAGAGCCCUGAGGCUGGGUCUCCAACACAGAGUUGUGUCUAUAACCUCCCAAAGAGGAACAUCAUUCUCUCUGAUGCUGGGACUUACUACUGUGCUGUGGCCUCAUGUGGGGAGAUACUGUUUGGGAACGGGACCCAGUUGGACAUUGAGGGCGGGAGUGUAGAACCUCUUCUCUUUGUAUACUGCCUGGCCGUAACAUUGGCCUUUGCGUUUAUCUUGAUCAUUCUCCUUGCCUGCAUCAUUUACAAGAUGAAGAAGACAACGUGUCUGCAGUGCAGUGAACUGGUCUCUCAGACAAGAGGUCCUUCAGUUUCCCGGUCAGAUGCAAGUAGCCAAGAUGCAGACAGUCUCUAUUAUGUUUCUCUGCCUCUGAGCAACAAGAAGAACAGGUCUAGAAGACAGAGAGGAAACAUGGAGGAAGAGACAGUGGUCAUGUACUCUGGAAUUAGACAGUAG
Messenger RNA from Oncorhynchus masou masou (cherry salmon), 705 nucleotides. RefSeq lists its product as uncharacterized. The record is from RefSeq and is a predicted model, not a curated record. Gene Ontology annotation, biological process: response to bacterium. The coding region runs from base 1 to 705 and encodes 234 amino acids. Lineage: Eukaryota; Metazoa; Chordata; Actinopteri; Salmoniformes; Salmonidae. The transcript has 5 exons.